AUGGCCAGAAAGAUAUUAGCUCUUCAUGGUUUGGCGCAAUCUGGUGAAUAUUUUUGUUCAAAAACCAAGGGAUUAAGGAAUGAACUUGAGAAGUUAGACUAUGAGGUAAUUUAUGCGACAGCUCCUAAUACUUACUCUCCUGCAGACAUCCCAGAUGAUCUUGGUGAUGUUAUCACUUCUGACAGUGCUAAAAAUGUUUUGGCAUGGAUUGAAGAUGAUCUUCAAAAUAGUACAUACUUUCUUCCUAAAGCGACAUUGGAUUAUUUGCACGACUUCGUAAUUGGACAUGGACCAUUUGAAGGCGUUCUUGGGUUUAGUCAAGGCGCGGGAGUAGCAGGUUAUUUAUUGACCGAUUUUAAUGGUCUUUUGAACCUGACGGAGGAUCAGCAGCCUCCAUUAAAGUUUUUUAUGGUAUUUAGUGGAUUCAGGUUUGCGCCUGAAUGCUAUCAGGAGCAAUACGAUAAGAAUCCAAUUUCCAUUCCAUCCUUACACGUCCAAGGUGAAUUGGACACUAUAACAGAGCCUUAUAAAGUUGAAGCGCUGUACAAUUCAUGUAAACCAGAUACAAGGACCUUUCUAAAGCACUCUGGUGGUCAUUACGUACCCAAUUCCAGAGGGUUUGCUAAGAAAGUCACAGAAUGGUUAAACACUAUUAACUAA
This is a messenger RNA of Zygotorulaspora mrakii, 660 nucleotides long. It is a transcript of the gene FSH2, whose product is annotated as putative serine hydrolase. Gene Ontology annotation, cellular component: cytoplasm; nucleus. NCBI's taxonomy places the organism in Eukaryota, Fungi, Ascomycota, Saccharomycetes, Saccharomycetales, Saccharomycetaceae. Bases 1 to 660 code for a protein of 219 amino acids. The transcript has a single exon. The record is from RefSeq and is a predicted model, not a curated record.